CGAGACGUUUUAAUCAACCACCAACUAUUUAUACGCCAACAGCUGCCGCCAAACAAAUAGCAGCAACUAUUAGUGAGGUAUUACGUGAAGGUUUUCAAUUUAAUUUACAAUCAUCACCUGUACAACACUUUUGA
Molecule: messenger RNA, 134 nt
Organism: Didymodactylos carnosus
Lineage: Eukaryota; Metazoa; Rotifera; Eurotatoria; Philodinida; Philodinidae
Source: the annotation of a GenBank genome assembly